Messenger RNA from Naegleria lovaniensis, 2217 nucleotides. RefSeq lists its product as uncharacterized. The record is from RefSeq and is a predicted model, not a curated record. Bases 1 to 2217 code for a protein of 738 amino acids. Lineage: Eukaryota; Heterolobosea; Eutetramitea; Acrasida; Naegleriidae. The transcript is spliced from 2 exons.
AUGCCAGGUUUUUUCAAAUCCGUUUCGGGAAGUAGAAAUCAAGACAAUUCUUCAACGAGUGUCAUGUACAACGUCGAAGAUAUUGACAUUCAUGAAUGGACAGUCGAUGAUUUUGCCUAUUGGCUCGCUCAAAAGAAUUACAAGAAGAAAAUCAUCAAGAUAUUGAAAAAAGAGAAAUGGAAUGGAGAUUCAUUGAUGGAAUUAAAACAAGAAUCAGAUCUCAAUCUCUCGAAAAUUCCUUCCGGAGUUGCAAAAUCCAUCUUUGCAGAUAUUCAAAUAUUGAAACAAAAACAAAUGGAAGAAAAGGAAAAGUGUCCAAACAAACCCAAACAAUCAGCAGAUGAAAUUAGAAAAUCUAUUCGAUUGACAACAUCCGUUCCAACUCAACCAGUGACAGUGUUACCAGUGACAAGUGACAAUAGCCAUCCUGGCUCAAACAACGAAGAAGUGCAUUUUGUUGGACCGACUACUUCCUUGACAGGGUCAUUCCUGAUUAAUAAUUUGAAUAAGAAAAGAGAUCCAAGUAUUCACAGAGGAGCAAUUAUCAUGAGAAGCAAUAGUUCUUCAACGAGUCCACAAACAAAUUCACACAAAUUCAAUUCACCUUCUUCGAAGAGUGCAUCCAUAUCCAACUAUUCGAGUAGUAGCAGUAGUAGUAGUGAAGGAUUAAUUUCUGAAAUUAAUGAAUUGUUAAAUGAUUUGAAAGGAGGAAAUUCUGAAAUGGGAAAUUCAUCCAAUUCGAAUGUAGUGUUGAAUCAUAAUCCUCCUCUUUCGAACAGCUUGUCCUCUCAUUUGAAUCAUUCCUAUGUGAUGGGAAGUGAGUUUUCAUCAUUGGCUGUUCAAGAUGAUGUUCAAGAAUGUCCACCCUAUGAGAUUGACAGCAUGAAAUUGAAUCAAAAACAAGAUUAUAAUUAUUGCCAUGCUAAAAUUGAAUCCAUGAUUCAACUUCGAGUGAAUGAACUGAAAAAAUUACAAUCCAAUAGUAGUAAUAGCAGCAGCAAUAGUAAUCAAAACCAUCAUGCAUCACUUCACAACAAGAAUUCACUCGUUACUCCUUCUCAGUUGAAUUUACAAGAAAUUACUCAAAAUUUAAUCAUUCCUUCUCGAUUUUCAUACAAGUAUUUAAAUCCAGCUCGAUUGUUGAAAAAUCUCAUUUUGGAGAAUAAGAAGAGUCACAUUAGUUUUUUAAGAAUCAAAAUUGCAGUUCGAAUUUUAAAUUCUGAUGAAAUUGCAGAAUAUGUCAAAUUAUUACAACAAGCUUCCUCCAACCAUGAAGAAGAUUUACAAUCUCACCAAUCGUCAUCGUGUUCAAUUACUUUAUUAAGCUCUAGAAUUCAAUACGCUGCCUACACACCUGCUCUCAUUAUUGGACCUUUCUUUUUAGAAUGGACUCGUUAUGGAAUGGCUGUCGUGCGACAUGUGAAAAAUGUCACUGCACAUCAUGUCAUUUUCUAUGAUGCAAAAGUAGUGAAAGGAAAUGAUGAAAUUGCAUCACUUCUCUCGAAAUUAUCCGAAUGGGCAUGUUAUUGGAAUGGACAAAAAGAUUUUGAUAUUUUACAUGCUCAUGGUUUUACUUUUUGUAAAACAAUUUUGGAAAAUAUUGAAUGUUUGCAUGAUUUACCAUCUCAUGUGAAAGAAUUUUUGGAUUUAUUUAAAUGUUGUGGAGUGUGUGGAAAUACAGUAUCUUUGAAUGGUAUGCCAGAAUUAGAAAAAUGUGUCUCUGAAUUUGGAAGUGAAUCUUUAAUAUCGAAAUUGAAUCGAAUGGGAGGAGAAAAUACUUGGUCAAGUAGUAGUAGUAGCAACAAUAGUAGUAGUAGCAAUAGUAGUAUUACAUUUACCAAUCAACGAGUAUUUAACGAAUUUACAUCCAUCAUUCAACAAUAUUUACCCAAUGGUUAUUUAGAUGAUCACAAAUCACUCAAAUAUCAAUUACAAAUGAUUGAGAGAGGAUUUUGGUAUGAUAUGGAACGAAAUGGACCAACCAUGUAUAAUGAACCUUUAUAUGUGAAGAUUAGUAACAAUGGAGAAGAUGGUAAUCAUGAAGAGGUCGAGGAAGGAAGUAGUAAUGGUACUUCCAAUAAUGAAAGUGGUUUAAUCUGUCAAGCCAUGUUUAACUCGAGCGGUGUAUUGGAACAUGCAUUUCACACCAAUGAUGAACACAAUGUGCAUACCGAUUUUGAAUUUAGUAAUUAUCGAGUGGAAUUUCCAAAACUAUAA